Messenger RNA from Phalaenopsis equestris, 2874 nucleotides. RefSeq names its product pre-mRNA-splicing factor ATP-dependent RNA helicase DEAH1-like. Gene Ontology annotation, cellular component: catalytic step 2 spliceosome; intracellular anatomical structure. Gene Ontology annotation, molecular function: ATP binding; RNA binding. The record is from RefSeq and is a predicted model, not a curated record. Lineage: Eukaryota; Viridiplantae; Streptophyta; Magnoliopsida; Asparagales; Orchidaceae. Bases 33 to 2789 code for a protein of 918 amino acids. The transcript is spliced from 24 exons.
ACCCGAAACCAUUGAGGAAGUUAGCACUAAUCAUGGCUAAUGAAGGCCACCUUAAAACUUGGGUUUCGGACAAGCUGAUAUCACUUAUGGGAUACUCCAAGAGUGUGGUGGUUCAAUAUGUUAUCCGACUAUCCAAAGAGUCUUCUUCACCUACUGACCUUGUGGAUAAGCUUGUGGACUUUGGCCUGUCCUCAUCCAAUGAUACUCUUUUAUUUGCUAAAGAAAUAUUUGCAAGAGUUCCUCACAAACAAUCUGGUUUAAGUAAUUACCUCAAAGAGGAAAGAGAAGCCGCCCAAUUAGCAAAAAAGCAGAGGAGUUACAAGCUACUGGAUGCUGAUGAUGAGGAUGAUAGAGAUGGCCAAGUUUCGAUGAGAGAUUCUUCACAUGCAUCAAAAAAAGGAGGUGAUCUUAAAAAACGUUUCAGAAAGAAUCAUAGAUCUCAUGGAAGUGAUGAUGAUGAGGAUAUUGAUUUGGAUAAUGCAAGGCAUGUUCGUAGUCAUUUAUCUCCUGAAAAUAAUGAACUUGAGUCAGAGGAAGCUAUGAUCCGAGAUCAAGAAGAACGUUUGCAGUUGGAAAGGAAUAUGAGAGAAAGAGAUGCGGCUAGAACACACAAGGUUACAGAACAAAAACUAACAAAGAAACAGGAAGAGGAGAUGAUGCAAAGAGUUAAAGCGCUUGAAGAGAAUGAUAUAUCCAAUCUAAGAAAUGUUUCAAGGCAAGUAUACCUGCAGAAAAGGAAGGAUCAGAAACUUCUUGAAAUAAGGGAUGAUAUAAUUGAUCAUGAGUAUAUCUUUGAAGGUGUUAAGUUGACAGAUGCUGAGGAGCGUGAACUGAGUUACAAGAAAAAGAUUUAUGAACUGGCAAAGCAGCACUUGGAUGAUGCUGAUAAAAUUGAGGAGUAUAGGUUACCAGAUGCGUAUGAUCAAGAGGGUGGUAUAAAUCAGGAGAAAAGGUUUGCUGUAGCUAUGCAAAGAUAUAGGGACUCUGGUUCUUCUGAUAAGAUGAACCCAUUUGCAGAGCAGGAGGCAUGGGAGGAGCAUCAAAUUGGGAAGGCUACUUUAAGAUAUGGCUCAAAGAAUAAAAAGCUAUCAUCAGAUGAUUACCAAUAUGUGUUUGAAGAUGGGAUUGAUUUCAUCAAGGCAUCGGUCUUGGAUGGAACUCAGUUUGAAGAAGACAUGGCUGAGCAAUCGAAAGCUUCAGCAGCAAAAACCAUGUCACAAAAAUUGCAGGAAGAAAGGAAAUGUUUGCCCAUAUAUCCUUAUAAAGAGGAGUUUCUGAAGGCUAUCAAUGACCAUCAGAUACUUGUUAUUGUUGGAGAAACUGGCUCCGGAAAGACUACACAGUUGCCACAAUAUCUUCAUGAAGCUGGGUAUACGAAGGAUGGGAAGAAGGUUGGAUGCACCCAACCACGUCGUGUGGCUGCAAUGAGUGUUGCAGCACGUGUGUCACAGGAAAUGGGUGUUAAACUUGGUCAUGAGGUUGGCUAUUCUGUCAGGUUUGAAGAUUGUACCUCUGAGAAGACUGUUCUAAAAUAUAUGACCGAUGGGAUGUUGUUGCGGGAAUUUCUCAGCGAACCUGAUUUAGCAAGCUAUAGUAUAAUCAUGGUGGACGAGGCACACGAGAGGACUCUUUCAACUGAUAUUUUGUUUGGCUUGGUAAAGGAUAUUGCACGCUUUCGGAAGGAUCUUAAGUUACUAAUCUCAAGUGCAACACUUGAUGCGGAGAAGUUCAGUGAUUUUUUUGAUUCAGCUCCUAUUUUCAAAAUUCCAGGGAGGCGAUAUCCUGUUGAUAUCCAUUACACAACGGCCCCUGAAGCAGAUUACAUUGAUGCCGCCAUUGUCGCUGUUCUUCAGAUACAUGUGACACAGCCUCCUGGCGAUAUUCUCGUAUUUCUUACUGGACAGGAAGAAAUUGAAACCAUUGAUGAGAUUCUGAAGCAUCGAAUAAGUGGUUUUGGAACAAAAAUUGCAGAACUUAUAAUAUGUCCAAUCUUCGCUAAUCUUCCAACGGAGCUUCAGGCAAAGAUCUUUGAACCUACACCAGAAGGCGCUCGUAAGGUUGUACUGGCAACUAACAUAGCUGAAACAUCCCUAACCAUUGAUGGGAUAAAAUAUGUUGUUGAUCCGGGAUUCUGCAAGAUAAAAUCAUAUAAUCCACGAACUGGUAUGGAAUCAUUGCUUAUAAAUCCAAUCUCAAAAGCCUCUGCAAUGCAAAGAGCUGGAAGGUCUGGGCGUACUGGACCUGGAAAAUGCUUUCGCUUGUACACCGCUUAUAAUUAUGAAAAUGAUCUUGAUGAAAACGCAGUUCCUGAGAUACAGAGGAGCAAUCUUGCAAAUGUUGUGCUUUCUCUCAAGAGCUUGGGCAUUCAUGAUUUGGUAAAUUUUGAUUUUAUGGAUCCUCCUCCUUCGGAGGCAAUGCUUAAGGCCCUCGAACAACUUUAUGCUCUUAAUGCAUUGAAUAGCCGUGGAGAGUUAACAAAAAUUGGGAGGAUGAUGGCGGAAUUUCCGCUCGAUCCGAUGCUUUCGAAAAUGAUUGUUGCUUCAGAUAAAUAUAAGUGCUCUGAUGAGAUCAUAUCAAUUGCUGCAAUGUUGUCGAUUGGGAAUUCGAUUUUCUAUCGUCCGAAGGAUAAACAAGUUCAUGCAGACAAUGCUAGGCUGAAUUUUCAUACUGGCAAUGUUGGGGACCAUAUUGCUUUGCUUAAUGUUUACAAUUCCUGGAAAGAAACAGACUUUUCAACGCAGUGGUGUUAUGAAAACUACAUCCAGUAUGAAACGGGCCAGAGAUAUUAGAGACCAGUUAGAGGGUCUCUUGGAAAAAGUUGAGAUUGAGGUUGUAUCAAAUCCGUCCAAUUUGGAUUCAAUCAAGAAAGCUAUA